This is a messenger RNA of Trichobilharzia regenti, 2303 nucleotides long. The record is from the annotation of a GenBank genome assembly. Lineage: Eukaryota; Metazoa; Platyhelminthes; Trematoda; Strigeidida; Schistosomatidae.
UGAAAUUUUUGGGACAUAGGAUAGACAAAGAUGGAAUUUAUCCGUUACCUGACCGGGUAGAAGCUAUUCAAAACUUCCCUCUACCCACUUCUCCCAAGGCACUACGCACCUUUCUCGGGAUGGUUAGUUACUACCGUCGCUUUAUCCCACAGUGUGCUCAUAUCGUGACCCCCUUGACUGACAUGCUUAAAGGGAAAUGCAAGUCUUUGGUGUUCACUAAGGAAGCCUCGACAGCUUUUGCAGCUAUCAAGAAAGCUAUUGCUGACGCCACAAUGUUGGUCCAUCUAGAUGUUCAACUUCCAAUCAGCAUCUCCGUAGAUGCCUCUAAUACUGCGAUCGGAGCCGUCCUUCAACAGCGUAUGGCUAAUGUAUGGCUACCGAUUGCUUUCUUUUCACGUAAACUUACCGCAUGCGAAUCUCGAUACAGCACAUUCGGUAGGGAACUUCUCGCUGUCUACGCUGCUGUCAAGCAUUUUCGUCACUUCGUGGAAGGCCGGCAAUUUACGGUAUUUACCGACCAUAAGCCAUUGACGUACGCCCUCCACACUACUUCAGACCGGUAUUCACCGCGAGAAUCACGCCAUUUAGACUAUAUUUCCCAGUUCACUUCUGAUAUCCAGCACGUUUCUGGAUCGGAUAACGCGGUAGCAGACGCUUUGUCUCGCGUAUGUGCUACGUCCGUACCACCAACCAUCGAUCUUCAUAAAAUGGCCGAACUCCAACUGAACGAUUUGAACUUAGAACACCUGUCAAAUAAAACCUCACUGAAAAUAGAACGCGUCCCCUUGCUAAACAGUGAGGCAACUAUACUUUGCGAUAUGUCAACUGGUACUCCUCGACCGAUUGUUCCCACGUCUUUACGCCGAACUGUGUUUGAGUCACUCCACAACCUCUCCCAUCCUGGCAUACGAGCAACGGACAAGUUGAUUUCUGCGAGAUUUGCGUGGCCCGGUAUGAACCGUGAUGUGCGUCAAUGGACACGUGCUUGUGUGCAAUGCCAACGUGCUAAAGUCACCAAGCAUAACAUCACGCCGUUGGGGACGUUUGCGACCCCAGACGCUCGGUUCCAUCAUAUCCACCUGGAUAUAGUAGGGCCUCUGCCCCCGUCUAACGGCUGCUCGUAUUUACUCACAUGUGUGGAUCGUUUCACACGUUGGCCGGAAGCCAUUCCGAUACCUGAUGUAACGGCUCAAACCGUCUGUCGUGCCUUCAUGGAUGGCUGGGUUGCCCAUUUUGGAUGUCCCGCAACUGUCACUACCGACCGCGGACAACAGUUUGAAUCCACAAGCUUCAAAGAAUUGUUAGAGAUGCUGGGAUGCAAACGCAUUCGCACAACCGCGUAUCAUCCCGCGGCAAAUGGCCUAGUAGAACGUUUCCACCGUCAACUCAAAGCUGCGUUGAUGGCAGUGGACAACAGUAAGUGGACAGAUUCGCUACCACUGGUCCUGCUUAGCAUCCGGGCUACGCUUAAGGGGGAUCUGCAGUGCUCGCCAGCUGAAUUGGUGUACGGUACCACCAUGCGUUUACCAGGCGAGCUAAUCGCUCCCGAAACUUUCGAGCCAAAUUUCCCGGAUACCACCCGUUACGCUCAGCAACUUAAAAGUUUUAUGCAGCGACUCCGACCAGUUUCCACACGCGCUCAGAACCGAAAGGUUCAGGUUGAUCGGCGACUUGAUGACUGUACACACGUUUUCGUGCGUCACGACGCCAUACGAAAGCCAUUACAACCACCGUAUGACGGGCCUUUUAAGGUCCUUAGUCGUAAAGAUAAAUUUUUCGUUAUUGACCGAUGCGGCCGCCCAGACACUGUCAGCAUAGACAGACUUAAAGCGGCAUACACUGAAGAACCUUCACCCUCCCCAUCGGCUCAAUCAAAUAGCCCCACUGAACCUAGUCCUUGUCCAGACUCAACUACUUCACCUCCGGUGGUGAAUGAUGAUUCUCCUACCGUCACCAGUAAGACCCCUGUCACACGUGCUGGUCGACGUGUUCACUGGCCCAAGAGGUUCGUAGAAUUCUUUCACUGAACUAAUCCAUAGGUAAGGCUACUAGUGAUUUUUUAUUCCUUGUCACAAUUUCUUAUUCAAUUCUGCUAUAUUUAAUCUAUUUGGUCCCGCUUCUGGGAGUAGUCGUUUUAACCCUCACUAAUCCUUUUAAUCUUUAUCUCUCGUUACAGAGGACCAGCAGCAGUUUGUUUUUACCCCUAAUUUUUCAUAUCAAUCUACUCGCUAGAUCAGUUGGCGUCUCAUGUCAUCUUGUAACCCACACCAAAAGAGGAAUUAUGAAUAGUAUAUUACCUUUCC